CUUCUUGCCACACUUGUACGUCGGCGCUCCCGCGCUGCAAAAACGCGAGCUGCGAAGUUUCAAACUCUCGCCCAAGUCGGAAGUUUGCACGCGAGUUUGCACCGCCACUUGACGCAGUAAACGUCGAGCGGCUGGCUCGCGCAGUCCUGCGAACUAUUUGUUCACGCGUCAUUCCAGUUUUCACGCUCUCGAAAUAUAUAGCGAGAUGAACAUGUUCUAAAACAAGAUAAUUGUUUUUGUGGCAACAUUUUUAAGGAAAGUGUGCGCUUUGAACCUUGUGUAAAAUUUGUUGUUCGUGCAUAUCACUGUUUGCGACGUUAAAACAACAAGUCAAGGACAGUGUUUUAAUUAUUCAUAUUGUUUAUAAAUAGAGAGCGGCCAGAAUGGGUUUCACUCGGUGAGGAGCACUUGGCACAGCACGACACUAGAACGAUGCGGCCUUCGUCACCAUUAGUAAUUGCUUGACUAAUUGCCGCAUUGAAGUGAAUUUAGCGAAUGCGCGAAGAUGCCGGGUGGACACGCACAUGCACACACCAACGGCCAUCUGCUGCACGGAGGCGGCGUCCAGCACACGCAGCACCACCAGAGCAAUGGGUAUGCCCAUCAGAACGGGCACACACCGCACUACAUCCAGAACGGGCAUGCGAAGGCCGCCAAUGGACACAUCAAAAGUCCUGUCAACGGACGCACAUGGAUGAACGGCCACGCGAAUAAGGCGGAAGACAAACAAUCAACCUUAUCAAGAUAUUGCACGACGGAGAGACAACGUAACCAGCAGAAUAACUACCAGGCGGUGAAGCGAGCAUGUCGCGAGCGCGGUGCGCUUUUCGACGAUCCGGAUUUCACGCCUGGGCCGCGCGCACUCUACCACCAUAAGAAACCGCCCCUGAAUCCUAUCGUCUGGAUGCGACCUCACGAAAUGUGCCAAAGACCGAAAUUCAUCAGCGAAAACCCAAACGAUUUACUGCGGUUUGCGGUGGAGAGUGGUGAGCUGGGCGACCAGUGGUUGCUGGCAGCGGUGGCGUCAUUAGCUCUUACACCACGUUUUCUCGACAGGGUCGUGCCACCCGACCAGGGAUUUGACAACACCAGCGGAUACUGCGGGGUGUUUAGGUUUAGAUUUUGGCAUUUUGGUGAAUGGCGAGAUAUUUUGGUGGAUGACCGAUUACCGACUUUCAAAGGACGUUUAGUCCACUUGCAUUGCUCUAACACCACCGAAUUCUGGGCGGCUUUAUUGGAAAAAGCAUACGCCAAAUUUUACGGUUGUUAUGAAAAUUUGACGCAUGGUUCGACUACGCGUGCUCUUCAAGAUCUAACAGGUGGCAUUGUCCAGAGCUUUGGACUUACGCACCAAGAUAGAUUCCUUACGUUCCAGGUGCUCAAUAGCGCAGUGCCGCGUUCUAGUCUGCUAAUCGCCACGAUAGCCGCGGAGAAAGAUAAUAAGCGUCAACUGCGAUUACGCAAUGGUUUGAUAACGCAACACGCAUACAGCGUCACGGGGUUGGCACGAGUACGCGGCGCCGGAGGUGAGACGCCAUUGGUUCGGUUACGAAAUCCAUGGGCACGGGGCGAAUGGACUGGCCCCUGGAGCGAACGGUCCUGGGAAUGGGAUGGUCUUUCUACUAGGGACAAGGAACUUCUCAGCGUGCGCGUCACAAACGAUGGCGAAUUUUGGAUGUCUUUCGACGAUUUUGCACGACAUUUUACCCAGUUGGACCUAGUCCAUGUGGGGCCAGAUGACUGGAUGAUGGAGGCGGCAUUACAUUCCAAGCAACCAUGGAGAGCGGUGCUGGCGAGACGGCGAUGGCGUGGCGGAUAUAAUGCCGGCGGUGGGCCGAACUACGUCGAGACUACCGCGAUGAAUCCGCAAUUUCACGUGCAGAUACCGCGCACAUCCAGCAACAAGUGCCACGUGGUUGUCUCCGUGACACAGCAUUACGAGACAAAUCCGGCGGACAUUAAAAAAAAGAAACCACUUUUUGCGAUUGGGUUUGCUGUAUAUGAAGUCCCGCAUUCUAUGCAGCGGUUAACACCGCACUUUGUGGCCGAGCAAAAGCCUUUAGACGUAACAAAUCAUUCCAUUGCCAGGGAGGUUGUGACAUUUUUUACUCUUCCUCCCGGAGAUUAUAUUGUCGUGCCACAGACAAACAUUCCCAAUCUCGAUGGCAAGUUUCUGCUACGGAUAUUUACCGACGAACAAAGCAAUAUUUGGGAGGUGAAUGAAGACAACAUGGUCAUUAGAAAUAUUUACGCAGAGUUUCAGGAAGAAAGUCACUUGCUGGCCGAGAAUAAGACAAUCUUUCCGAAACUGCUUCUGAAAUAUCCACCGGAAGUUGAUGCUAGUCAAUUACAGAAAAUACUCAAAGCACAUUGGAAGAAUUACUUAUCCGAAAAGCCAACUCUGGAGUUGUGCAAGAGUUUGAUAAUGUUGAGGGAUUACAACAUCAGUGGAAGAAUGAAUCUUCUGGAUAUUCCAGUUUUGAUGCAAAUGUUACAGUUUUGGAGGUUGGCCUUGCAAAAAUUUGACCGUGGUCACAAUACUGGAAAAACCUCCUCUUAUAACCUGCGUGCUCUGCUGUGGGAGGCUGGUUGCACGGUUAGCAAUAAAGUUUUGGAAUGUCUCGUCUUACGAUUCGCCAAAAACCGCGUAUUGACAACCGAAAACUACAUCAUGGCAAUGGUACGACUACAUUUAGCACACGAGCGAUAUCAUAGCCUGGACACAAAGAUGAAAAGUAAUCCAAUAUCCUUAGAAGAAAUAAUCCUGAUGACCAUUUAUUCGUAAUCGAAUCAAGGGAGAAACUAAUAUCAAUUAAAUAUAUACAGUAUAAGAGAGCAACCAAAGAAUUAUUUAAAAUGUUUGAAAUUUAUGUGAAUGAUUUUAAACGUACAUUCCUUAGUGAGCAGCUUUAUUAUUAUAUUAUCAUAUAUUAUAUUAUCUUGAAAAUUUCUGCAAAAUAGUCAUAAAUCUCAAAAUUGUUUAUUUUUUCAAUUAUAAUUGCUUGCAUAUUACAACUGCUACUGCAAGCCAUUUUAAUUGUUUCGUUUGUCUUCACAGCAAUUAACUUGCACAUUAAAAACUAAUAUUUAUGAGGCAUCUUUUAAUACCAAAGAUAUUCGCAAGAAGGGAGACAGUUCUCGGAACUGAACAAAUUCUCGCAAAAUGCUAUAAAACUAACGUGAGUAUGACGUAAGUAGCGCCUGCCAAGAGUAAAUCGGAUAACGUUGCCAUUUAAUUGCUUUUUUCAAGCAUUGCGCCCACUACAUCAAAUUUUGAAGCUUUAGAAAUUUAUGACCACGUAGCGUGUGGAGCUUUUUCUGUCGAUACGGUUAAUCAACUUGUAUACGAGACGAAAAUAAUCAAAUGUUAAUUGCCUGGUAAGUGUUUUUUAAAUUUCGACUCUUUGAUGCGCUAGUUUUGCGUUUCACUUCAACACUACAGAGACGCCGAGGUUGUUGUCGUCGUCUAUCUAAUUGAUUUGAGUUAAGAAACUUCGAAGCAUAUAAAGCAGGUAUAUAUUUAUAUAAAAAAUUAUGACAAUUUGCGUCACACGCAUUUCGGACAUUUCGUUUUGUCAUGAUUCAUAUUAACGUCGUGGCAUUGUUUGCGUUUUUUGUUAUAAACUAAUUGCGGGAACCGUUGCACAACCAAAGUCCAAUAAUACACGUUUUCUCUAAACCACACUGUGGCACCUAGAGAUUUGAAUUGAGACUGUUACUGUUACUUGGGUAAACUUCAUGAUAACUUAUACUUUAUUUAAAUGAAAGUUAAUAGAUUUUAUGCAAUUAUUUGAAAUUAAAACGUGCAUGCAGCUUCACUGCAAUGUGACAUCAGAAGACAAAUAAAAAACCAAUCAAAUUUUGUUUAAAUUUUAUAAGUUACCUAGAGAUUUCCAUACAGCAAGUGUAAUUUAUUGAUAUACCUUCAGGAUCAACCGUGCUAGCCAUGAAUACUCGAUGUAGACGCUACGGAAUACGUGACAUUCCUAGUUUUGACAUUCUUUGCACUUUUUAUCUAUUUGUAACUGCAAAUAUUCGAAGACCUGUUUUCCUUGACGUAUGAAAAGUAUUAAAUAUAGAAUUGCAAUAUGCAGUAGUUUGUUUAGACAAAAUACUUGCACUUUUUAUAAGAAUAACAAAAUCAAUUGUUUACUUGCAAUGCGUUUAAUAUUAUUCCGAUGGUACUGAGGCGGUGAGCGUUUCUGAAAGUGUACGUGUUCUUGUUUAAAUAAUGUUAUGAAAGCAAAUAAGUAUUUACUAAUUAUUGAAUUUACAUUUUAAAGUUAUUGUUUAUAGUAACAUAACGCUUCAAACAAAUCAAUAUUUUAAACUGAAUUAAGCAUUGUGAAAUACAUUAUUUAUUGUAUUAUGUAUCAAGUUGUUUAUAUGUAUGAAUAGUGAAUGGUAGGUGAACUCGAUAUUUUUUGUAAAAUGUACGUUGAUAUAUUUAUAAAUGCUCCUUUUUGGCAGAAAUUAAAGUAGACUGAAAUUA
Molecule: messenger RNA, 4492 nt
Organism: Dalotia coriaria
Lineage: Eukaryota; Metazoa; Arthropoda; Insecta; Coleoptera; Staphylinidae
Product: calpain-9-like
Exons: 13
Coding region: 506-2785 (759 amino acids)
Biological process (GO): proteolysis
Cellular component (GO): cytoplasm
Molecular function (GO): calcium-dependent cysteine-type endopeptidase activity
Source: RefSeq, a predicted model, not a curated record